Messenger RNA from Emiliania huxleyi CCMP1516, 2073 nucleotides. RefSeq lists its product as hypothetical. Lineage: Eukaryota; Haptophyta; Isochrysidales; Noelaerhabdaceae. Gene Ontology annotation, molecular function: actin binding; microtubule binding. The record is from RefSeq and is a predicted model, not a curated record. Bases 1 to 2073 code for a protein of 690 amino acids. Gene Ontology annotation, biological process: actin filament polymerization. The transcript has 2 exons. Gene Ontology annotation, cellular component: cytoplasm; actin filament.
AUGGUCCGCCUCACGGUCAGCCUCGGCAGCGCGCUCACGCUGACGCAGGACGGCGCGAGGUACCGCUCCGCCGCGGGCUCGUACGUCACGUCCGCGGGCGGAGACCUCGACGCGGUGGACGUGGAGGGCGCGUACACGGGGUCGGGGUACAGCACCAUGGCCGUCGCGUACAGCUCGGGCGCGAACGGGUACGGGGCGUACACCGUCGCCUUCUCGCUCAACGCCGACUUCUGCCCGCUGCCGCCCUCGACGCCGCCCUUGCCGCCCGCCGCGGCGCCGCUGCCUCCGCCGCCGCUGCCGCCGCCGCCGCCUCUCAUGCCGUGCAUCAGCGUGCCCGACCCCGCCGCCGAGACGACGGGCGGCUCGGCCAGCUACCCGAGCAACUACCAGCUCUCGGCCGCCAUCGAGGACGCGAGGGUGGUGGUCCUCACGGCGGUGCGGCUGGGAGGGAAGAGCGUGCUCGGAGGCGGCACAGCCGUCGCGCGGGUGGUGGAGGGGUCGGGGGCGACGACGGCGACCAAGCACUACUACGCCGCGUACCUGGACGCCUCCUACCUCAAGAUGGUCCGCCUCACGGUCAGCCUCGGCAGCGCGCUCACGCUGACGCAGGACGGCGCGAGGUACCGCUCCGCCGCGGGCUCGUACGUCACGUCCGCGGGCGGAGACCUCGACGCGGUGGACGUGGAGGGCGCGUACACGGGGUCGGGGUACAGCACCAUGGCCGUCGCGUACAGCUCGGGCGCGAACGGGUACGGGGCGUACACCGUCGCCUUCUCGCUCAACGCCGACUUCUGCCCGCUGCCGCCCUCGACGCCGCCCUUGCCGCCCGCCGCGGCGCCGCUGCCUCCGCCGCCGCUGCCGCCGCCGCCGCCUCUCAUGCCGUGCAUCAGCGUGCCCGACCCCGCCGCCGAGACGACGGGCGGCUCGGCCAGCUACCCGAGCAACUACCAGCUCUCGGCCGCCAUCGAGGACGCGAGGGUGGUGGUCCUCACGGCGGUGCGGCUGGGAGGGAAGAGCGUGCUCGGAGGCGGCACAGCCGUCGCGCGGGUGGUGGAGGGGUCGGGGGCGACGACGGCGACCAAGCACUACUACGCCGCGUACCUGGACGCCUCCUACCUCAAGAUGGUCCGCCUCACGGUCAGCCUCGGCAGCGCGCUCACGCUGACGCAGGACGGCGCGAGGUACCGCUCCGCCGCGGGCUCGUACGUCACGUCCGCGGGCGGAGACCUCGACGCGGUGGACGUGGAGGGCGCGUACACGGGGUCGGGGUACAGCACCAUGACCGUCGCGUACAGCUCGGGCGCGAACGGGUACGGGGCGUACACCGACCCGCACAUUCAUUUUGCGCACGGUGGUCGGGCUGACUUUCGGGGCCGCAAUGGCAUCUACUACAACUUCUUCUCUGCCCCUCGGCUGUCCGUCAACGUCAAGACCGAGGAUGCAUCAUUCCGGCUGCACGGCGGCAAGCUCAUUGUCCACGGUAGCUUCAUAAGUGAGGCACACGUUACCGCUGGCUCUCGAAACGACAACAGCUUCCUAACCGAGGCCUCAUUUUGGGCCGAGGAACUGAAUUCAGGCAACUGGGGCUGGAAGGUAAUCAACGGGACCUGCAAGCGCCAUCAUUUCCAGAUCGGAAAGAGGGGGGCCAAGCACUGUGGCGACCUCAGCAUAGCAAUGACAUUCUCCACGGCCACGUUUACCCUCGGCAACUGGACUGUCAGUAUCCAGGGCAAUCACGUCUACGACUGGAUCUCCGGCCCAAGGCACCGCCUCGAUGUCAGCUUCAAUGCAAGAGGCGACGCCGCCGCGCGAUCGCUCCCGCAUGGACUGAUCGGGCAAUCCUUCUCGUCAUCUUCGCCGCGACAAGGCUUGCUCGACAAGUAUCCCCAAGCAGGCCAUUUCACAACCUCGGCAAUGGCGGAGGGUGCGAUCGAGGGGGAGGCCGCUCUGUACGAGAUGACGUCGCCGUACUCCACGCACUUUGCCUUCUCGCGCUUCGGUCAGCCGGAGGCUGUGCUUGACCCGGCUCUGCUGAGAGCGCUCCAGUCGCUCGCAGCAACCUCGCUACGUUAG